This is a messenger RNA of Acanthopagrus latus (yellowfin seabream), 1117 nucleotides long. It is a transcript of the gene dck, whose product is annotated as deoxycytidine kinase. The record is from RefSeq and is a predicted model, not a curated record. The transcript has 7 exons. Gene Ontology annotation, molecular function: deoxycytidine kinase activity; ATP binding. Lineage: Eukaryota; Metazoa; Chordata; Actinopteri; Spariformes; Sparidae. Gene Ontology annotation, biological process: nucleobase-containing compound metabolic process. Bases 91 to 894 code for a protein of 267 amino acids. Gene Ontology annotation, cellular component: cytoplasm; mitochondrion.
ACUUCAAACAGCAGGGAGACGUCCAGCAGCUGCAGCAGCCGCAGCAGCCGCUUUAAUCAACAACAAAACACCGAAUUUACUAGCUGGAAAAUGUCUUUUACUCCGAAGAGGCCCUGCCCGGAGCCGCUGAACGACUCGAUGAACGACUCGAUGGAGAGGAGGAUAAAACGGAUAUCAAUCGAGGGAAAUAUCGCGGCGGGCAAAUCCACCUUUGUGCGCCUUUUGGAGCAGGAGAGCGGGGACUGGGAGGUGGUACCAGAGCCAAUCGCCAGAUGGUGCAAUGUCCAAACAAAAGGCAGUGACUUCGAGGAGCUGACCACAUCUCAGAGGAGUGGGGGGAACGUGCUUCAGAUGAUGUAUGAGAAACCAGAGAGGUGGGCCUACACCUUCCAGAGCUACGCCUGUAUCAGCCGGGUGCGUGCCCAGAUCAGGUCGGCCAAUGGGAAGCUCCGAGAGGCUGAGAAUCCCGUGCAGUUCUUCGAGCGGUCAAUCUACAGUGACAGGUACAUCUUUGCAGCCAACCUCUACGAGAGCGAGUGUCUGAAUGACACAGAAUGGUCCGUCUACCAGGACUGGCACGGCUGGCUGCACAGCCAGUUUGGCAAAAACAUCGAGCUGGACGGCAUCAUCUACCUCAGAGCAUCACCAGAGAGAUGUUUAGAGCGGUUGCGCCUGAGAGGCAGAGAAGAAGAGCAAGACAUCCCUCUGGAGUAUCUGGAGAAGCUCCACUUCAAGCACGAGAGCUGGCUGCAGCACAAGACCAUGAACAUGGAGUUUGAGUAUCUCAGUGACGUGCCGGUCUUAACCAUGGAUGUGAAUGAAGAUUUUAAGGGGAGUAAAACCAAGAGUGCCAACAUGGUUGAGAAGGUGAAGGAGUUCUUGAGCACGUUGUGAUGGAAAAUCCAAUCUGUGCCCACAGGAGGAAGAAGAUAAUGUAUUUUACUUUGAAAACAAUGAAAUGCCUCAACAAUGAAUACUCUUGUUUUUAUACUAUAAUUAUAAAUGAUUUAGCUUGUUGCUUUCUUAAAUUUGCUGUGUAUUUAUAAAUAUUUUGUGUGUAAUUGAGAAUGUGUCCAUUCUCCAGUGACAAUAAACCUGAAAUACUUAGUGUCGUACA